AUGACAGAGGUUUUUCCGCAGCCGCAGCACGCGGAGGUUCCGACAGUGGCAGUAACAGCGGGGCCGGCGGUGGCGGCGGAGCUGCUGGACGUGCUAGACAACAAGGGACGCCCCACCGGGGAGGCGCUUCCGCGCGGCGAGGUGCACAGGCGCGGGCUGUGGCACCGCUCGGUGCAGACGUGGGUGUUCGCGCAGCGGGGCGCGCAGCUGCUGCUGCAGCGGCGCGCGGCGCACAAGGAGUCGUGCCCCGACAUGUGGGACGUGUCGAGUGCGGGCCACGUCACCACGGGCUGCUCCUCCCUCCACACCGCCCAGCUCGAGAUGGAGGAGGAGCUGGGCUUGUCGCUGCCGGCGUCCGCCUACCAGUGGCUCUUCCUAGAUAUCUUCCAGUCAGGGCAGGGAGGCACGUACAUCGACAACGAGUUCAGUGACGUCUACCUCGUCACUGUGCCAGAGCCCCUCCCUCCCUCCGCCUUCACACUGGAUGAGUCGGAGGUAGCAGAGGUGAAGUGGAUGCCGUGGCGGGACUAUGAGGCCAUCCUGCGCUCCCGGGACCCAAGGUACGUGCCCUUUGAUGUACAGACACCCAAUGGAUAUGGACAGCUCUUGUUCUCACACCUUGCAAAGAUAUCGGCACUAGGUGGUGGCUGA
Molecule: messenger RNA, 651 nt
Organism: Closterium sp. Yama58-4
Lineage: Eukaryota; Viridiplantae; Streptophyta; Zygnematophyceae; Desmidiales; Closteriaceae
Source: the annotation of a GenBank genome assembly